Macrosteles quadrilineatus (aster leafhopper) is the source of this 1713-nucleotide messenger RNA. Its product is annotated as UDP-glycosyltransferase UGT4-like. The transcript is spliced from 5 exons. Lineage: Eukaryota; Metazoa; Arthropoda; Insecta; Hemiptera; Cicadellidae. The coding region runs from base 1 to 1416 and encodes 471 amino acids. Gene Ontology annotation, molecular function: UDP-glycosyltransferase activity. The record is from RefSeq and is a predicted model, not a curated record.
AUGAAGGCUCUAGCAGCUGCUGUGCAUGAGGUGGUCAACUACACACCCUUCCCCCUGGACAAACCCCCUCCCAACUACACCGAUAUCUUCCUGGAGAACAUCAAGCCUGAUUGCAAGGAAUUGGCAGACUACUUCAUAGAGAUCACUGACUUUCCGGAGUGGAAAUGUGUCGACUUGUAUUGGCCACUGCAUCUGUUAACGUACCCAUGGUUCAUAGAGGAUCCAAAGGUCCAGGAGCUGCUCACUGGGAAAGACAAAUUUGACUUAAUAUUCAUCGAGGGGACAACAGUACAUGAGCACACUCUCGUAAUGGGGAGAAUAUUCAACGCUCCAAUCAUAUCGCUCCAAACGUUUGCCCUGAACAAUUUUCUCAACAGUCAUGCUGGAAAUGACUAUCAGCUCUCUUACAUACCGGAUACUUGCCUUUCCUUAUCGAACAGGAUGAGUUUUCAAGACAGACUUUUCAAUGCGUUGACGAGUAUCAGAGGGUUGUACCACUACCACAACUCUCAACUUAGGUCGCUGGAGGCGAUGAUGAAGAAGGCAUUUCCAGAUCUCCCACCAAUCGCUGAGAUGGCAAGGAAUAUAUCGUUACACUUCGUCAAUGACCACGUCACUGCUGACUAUGCCCAGCCACGGCCACCCAAUGUUAUCGGUGUUGGAGGCAUACACAUAGAGCCUAAUAAACCUCUACCAAACGAAUUAAAAAAGUUCAUGGAUGAAGCACCAGCCGGUGUUAUAUUUUUCAGCCUGGGCACCUAUGUCAACGAUGAUAUAAAACCAAAAGAAUACUUUGAUAUGUACAUCAAUGUAUUCAAGCGAUUUAAAGAAAGGGUAAUCUGGAAGACGAGAAAGGGAGAUAUUGAAGGUCUUCCGCCAAACGUGUUAACUUUAAAGUGGGCACCUCAACCCGAUAUUUUAGCCCACCCUAACUGUGUGCUGUUCAUCACUCACGGGGGUCAAUUCAGCACACUUGAGGCAGUUCACUUCGGCGUUCCUGUCAUCGGUAUUCCUCAGUUUUUCGAUCAGCAUCGCAACGUCAGGUUCUUCGUAGAGCGAGAAGUCGGAGUUAAGGUUGCCAUCGACAACAUCUCAGAGAAGACGAUGAGUACAGCGAUAAGAGAAGUACUGGACAAUCCACGUUACAGGGACAACAUGAAGAGGUUGUCAGCGGUAUUCAGAGAUCGGCCUAUGUCUCCUGCGGAGUCUGUCGUGUUUUGGACGGAGUACGUGUUGAGACACGGCGGAGCUCCACAUUUGAGACCAGCCUCUACUGAACUGCGAUGGUAUCAGCUAUGGCCACUGGAUGUAGCUUUGUGUGUCUUAUUGGUACCAACGUUUUUAAUUACUUUUUUUGUAUUAUGCUACAAAAGGUUAACACAAAAAAGUGUUUCUAAAUUAAAAAAGCGAAACUAGUUUCCGUAAAUUUUAAUCUCAUCCUAUUUUCAACAAUUGAAUGAACAAAAUCCGUUUGUGAGUAAGGAGUAGGUAGGAGUAGGUGAUUAUACUAUAGUAAUAAACAUCGUAUGUACUUGUUGCAGUAUUUUCUUAAAAGUAUUUUAUCACAUUGUUUGUCUUGUUUUCCAAACACCAAAUAUCAUUCGGGAAGUAACAAACAUUUACUUCAUUACUUACAUCCUCAAAUGGGUACUGUAAGCACAGUAGCCUCAAAACUUGAAAAAAUAAAUUGCUUUUAAAGUAUAAUCAAGCUGA